AUGUCGCCGCGACCGCCCAGCUUUCUUCUCCCCAACUCUCCAUCCUGUCGCGUUCUUGAUCGGUUCAGCGAUUUACCUGACGAUGUUGAAGUUGACGAGGAUGAAUCUGGCUGUAUCCCCUUCUGGCCUCUGCUGCAGCAUCUCCUUCGCCUCCCUGUGUCAUCAGUCCCACAGCUCAUAGACCGGAUGCAGACCAUUGCCGCCAACGCAGGCACAUGUCAAGACAAUGAUUUUCAAACACUGAAAGGAUUUUUGAGUACUAGGGGCGAGACCAAAUUAUUCAGCACGACAUGGCCGAAACUACGCGACAUCGCCCUCAACCUUCCGACAUACUUUCCCAGCGGACAGCUUGAGCUUCUUCAACCAGGGCUUCCUCUACGUCUUAGCCGUGGCCAGGUCGCUUGUUUAGUCACACAUCAGUUUCUUUGCUCUGCUGUCUCUCAGAGAGAUGAUGAAGGCUACCAGGACUUGGGCAUCUGGUAUUCGUCUGAGCAACGACAUCCUGCAGCGGUAGAGAUGUACCUCGAAGCACUCUUCACCUACUUUGAGCGUCUACCCGAAGCUUCCGAUCUGCUUCAGGAUCACGAUAGUUUUACGGGUAGCACCGAAACCUGCGUCAUAUACGAGCUGUAUCGGAAAGAGGGCGAAGUGGCUUUGGAGGCGGCAAAGUUGGCACCAGUUCAUGUCAGCUAUCUUGACACCCACACAACCGAUAUACACAACUCCGAAUUCCAGGGGAAAGGAGGUGCUGCUGUCGUCUCUGCAAACAAGGUCAUCGGGUUCGGUCAGUCGGCGACACAGGAAGAGAUAUUUGUCGGCAUCGCCCCGGAGAGUUAUCCUGUCGUCCUGGUCACACCACACCUCGCAGAUGACACCGUCAUUAUUGUGUCAGGUGCAAGAGCCAUGUUAAGUGCCCAGGGUCAUCAGAGGCAGAUUGAAUGGAGUUGUAUUGGUGUGCCGUCCCUGGCCGAGGGUGUCGAGCGGCCGGGCGGUCGACUCGUCUUCAUGGAUGCGUUGGAGAUGGACAUGCUUGAAUCACCAUCUAAAGGAUUUUUACCUGAUCUGCACCCAGAGAACGUCGACCGAGAGAUCAAAAAGGCAACCACAGGCUUCGAAUCCUACCAAGGAGAUGCUGUCUUCACCGGACUCUGGGGCUGUGGCGCGUUCGGAGGCGACCCAGGGGUAAAGCUGGCGGUUCUCUGGAUUGCAGCGGCGGUGGCGGGAAUUAGACUUCAUAUAGUUCUUGGCCCUGGAGAACACGAGCUCGGAGUUGCAUUCGAGAGGGUAGCCAAGGUCGGUGAGGGCUCAUCUGCAAAGGUGAUGAGGGACACGUUGUUGAAGGCUCCGGAGAAACUACGAAGGGAAGGGAUCCUGGAGUGGAUUGAACAAGCGGUGUCAGGGACUCCAUGA
Molecule: messenger RNA, 1410 nt
Organism: Fusarium keratoplasticum
Lineage: Eukaryota; Fungi; Ascomycota; Sordariomycetes; Hypocreales; Nectriaceae
Product: Poly(ADP-ribose) glycohydrolase
Exons: 1
Coding region: 1-1410 (469 amino acids)
Biological process (GO): carbohydrate metabolic process; nucleotide-sugar metabolic process; ATP generation from poly-ADP-D-ribose
Cellular component (GO): cytoplasm; nucleus
Molecular function (GO): poly(ADP-ribose) glycohydrolase activity
Source: RefSeq, a predicted model, not a curated record